Messenger RNA from Pisolithus orientalis, 1482 nucleotides. RefSeq lists its product as uncharacterized. Bases 1 to 1482 code for a protein of 493 amino acids. The record is from RefSeq and is a predicted model, not a curated record. The transcript has 8 exons. NCBI's taxonomy places the organism in Eukaryota, Fungi, Basidiomycota, Agaricomycetes, Boletales, Pisolithaceae.
AUGGCUGAUUGGUCUGCAGUCUACUCUGAUCUGCUGUCCUCCUAUGUGGAGCAGUACACAGAUGCCCAAGGGAAUCCUGACCUCAGGGCUCAGAUCCUGGCUGAUGUGAAAUCCCAGAUCCUUCAGCAAGCAUCAUCAGGAUCUGUGGAAUUGCCCCAGAACUUGAGAGUGGCCAUCAGAAGGGUGUUUUUGCAAGAACUAGACCCUGAAGACAGAGAUGAUGAGGAACACACCAUUGAGAGCAUCCUGGCUGCAACAGACAAGAGGAAGGAGCAGCCUGGGACUGGUGAGGAUGAGGAUGCCAGAGAGGAGAGGAUCAGACCUACCAAGGCUGGAAACUACAGAAAACCCUUCACUGAUUUUACUGCCUCCCAGCAGCUCUUCAAAGAGGACAUGGAUGCCUAUGAUAGGGAGAGGAGGGACACCAAGGACCCCAAGACCAUAGGUCAGAGAACCAAAAUCAUCCAACAGUGGUGGGAGUCUCUUGCAGAUGACAAGAAGGCUGAAGCAGGGAGGGCUGCUUCCAAGUGGAAUAAGUUGGGUGCUCCAAAAGAAACUCAUGAAUUGUACAGGAGAAAAAAUUUUCCCAGCAUGGCCAGAGACUUUAUUGAAACAGUCAGGCAGACCAUGGGGUCAAAUAUAGUGAUGUUUCUGGCUCAUGAGACUACUGAUUCUCAGAUCAAGAUGGCAGUCUUUGAAACACAACCCCCUGAUGGGAAGAAGGCCUUCUCAGAGUCUUCAGAGCCCACCAAGGAUUGGGUUCUAAAUGGAGAGCAAAUGUUGACCAAUUAUCUUUUGACUGAAGCUGCUGAGGAAGAUUUGAAUGAUGAGAAUCACCAGGUGGAGAUAGCCCUUGAUGAUGAAGGAAACCCGGAGGUACCAGCUUGGACUGGUCAGAAUCUGAAGGUCCAGCAGAGUUUGGCAAGAAUGGUCUUCCAGGCUGCCUAUGCAAAGUUUACAGGGAAGCCCAAGGCCAAGGUUCCCUGGGGCCUGCUUAUCAAGUCCUCUUUGGAGUAUCUGAGUUCCAAUUCCAUCCCAGAAGGAUUCAUGAUGAAGGAUCCUUCAAAGUGGACCAAGGCCAACAUGCAGAUGCUUUGGAAUCAUUGGAAUUCCCAAGAGGAGGAGGAUAAGGGAUAUUUCACACAAGACACCUACCACUUCUCACAACUGCCCUUCAACUUUGCCACUGAGGAGUCCAGAGCUGCCUAUGACACUGCAGCAUCAAAGCUAGCUUCAGGUCUGACUACCUUUGCUAAGGUAGUCAUUUUCCUUACUACCCAUACUGAUGAAGACAGGGGGGAUCUGUUCUCUGGAAUGGAGAAUAAGGUUCCAGUAGCCACAGAGGUCUUUGAGUUUCUGCAAGGCCUUCUGUUACCCUUCUCCAACAUUGUCAAGUGUGGAGAUCUCAUCUUCUUUGUAUGUGGUUCUACUUUAAGGAAGGAGGAGAGCUUCCAAGGACUGAAGGAAGCUGUGCAACAGUAG